Messenger RNA from Nestor notabilis (Kea), 1020 nucleotides. RefSeq names its product homocysteine-inducible, endoplasmic reticulum stress-inducible, ubiquitin-like domain member 1 (gene HERPUD1). The transcript is spliced from 7 exons. Gene Ontology annotation, molecular function: transmembrane transporter binding. Gene Ontology annotation, biological process: endoplasmic reticulum calcium ion homeostasis; endoplasmic reticulum unfolded protein response; negative regulation of endoplasmic reticulum stress-induced intrinsic apoptotic signaling pathway. The annotation marks the transcript as partial. The record is from RefSeq and is a predicted model, not a curated record. NCBI's taxonomy places the organism in Eukaryota, Metazoa, Chordata, Aves, Psittaciformes, Psittacidae. Gene Ontology annotation, cellular component: endoplasmic reticulum membrane.
CCUGAAGAGGAUCAAAAACUGAUCUUUUCUGGGAAGCUACUGCUAGAUCAUCAUUAUCUGAGAGAGUUGCUGCCAAAGCACGGGGAGUUGCAUGCUCUUCAUCUGGUAUACAAAUUCAAGACUCCUGCACAUGUGCAAGAAUCUGAUGCAGAGGUUAAAGCUGAUCAGCCAAGGUUACUGUCAGAAGAUAGUAAAGAACCAGCUGUAUCUUUCUCAGAUGUUGAAAGAUUGAGAUGCUCUUCUGGUGGCCAGUCUUCAGCAGAAGUCAGUAACAGGCUGGAAACAACCCAACAUCCCUUCCAAAGUGUGGCUCCUGGUUUCUCUGCAUAUACAACCUACAACACACUUCAGAUGUCCUGGUUCCAGCAGAUCUAUGCUAGACAGUACUACAUGCAAUACUUGGCAUCUACUGCUGCAUCUGCUGACCCAUCCCAUGCACAACGUUCUCAGGAGAUAGCAGUGACACCAGUGACAACAUCAGCUCCUCUCCCAGACACGUUUCCUGCACAAAAUCAGCCUGGAAACCAGAAUGCUGCUGCCCAGGUUAACGCAGCAGCCAACCAGAACUUGCAAAUGAAUGCUCAAGGGGGUCCCCUCAUGGAGGAAGAGGAGGAGGGUGGCCAGCGAGAUUGGUUGGACUGGCUCUACUCAGCAACGUUGUUCUAUGUAUUUGUCAACAUGAUCUAUUUCUACUCCAGUGUUAGCAGAUUCCUCCUGGUUAUGGGUGGCAGUAUCCUGAUGUACCUGCACCAUGUUGGAUGGCUUCCAUUUAGACGAAGACUGGUUCAGCCCUUCCCAGGCAACAUUCCUCCUCAAGCUGCUAUGAACCAGGACCAGAACAAUAUCUUACAGGGGGGGAAUGCAGGUGGAGCAGAUGAAUCUGAGGCAUUUCCUGAUGAGGGACAAGGCUUACAAGAGCUGCAGCAGACAAACCCUUCACUGAUGGGCACAGUGUGGGUUUUCUUCAAGACUUUCUUUGCAUCCCUCCUUCCAGAAGGGCUUGGAGUGACCCGCAACUGA